UGCACCCUGGCGGCGGGCGGUCUCAAUAGCCGCAAAGGUCGGGUGAGGCGGCUCGGCAUCUUCUGCAAGUGAACGCUUGGAGAGCUGUGGUGUGAUCGGGUGGUGCUGGGCGCUGACUCAUUGAAACGUGGAGGUUCUCUUUUGUAGUUGUAUAAAUGGUAUCUGUCUUGAAGGGUGAACCACCUUUUACCCAAAUAUUUUCGCUCGUAAACUGUACCUGGCGGCGACAAGGAAAAUGACCUUCAUGUUGUUUGCCGGCGGUUCUCGGUUAUCUCUGCUGAGGACGUCGAAGGUGCUGUACCGGGAAAUAAGGAAAGGUGGUUUUGGUGACGUUGUCUGUCUUAAUUGUACUGCUCUAAGGUUGACAUGCAACAGAAGUGCUUUGUUCAGACACUGCAGCACCACCCCAACAAACAGCAGUUCAUUGCAUACAAGUGAUCACUAUAGUUGCUGGAGAAAAGGAACAAAGCGGCUAUACUGUCAUGUGGGUGCUCCUUUGCCAUGCACUUCCACCAAUGUGAGUUUUAUUGGAUCACAUUAUGUUUCUGUAAGAUGGUGGCAUUCAACACAUCAACUGUAUGACGACUCCAAAGUAGAAAAAUCUCUGAAAUCUCUAAAGGAUAAGAAUAAGCGACUGGAGGAAGGUGGUCCUGUAUAUAGCCCUAUUGAGCCUGAAGUACGCAAGUCUCUGCGUCAGAAGAUUGUAGAAGAAAUAAAACAUUAUUACCAUGGCUUCCAGUUACUGUGGAUUGACACAAAAAUAGCAGGCAGAAUGCUUUGGCGGAUUCUGAAUGGACAUGUUCUGUCAAGGAGAGAGCAUAGACAGUUUUUGCGGACGUGUGCUGACCUCUUUCGACUGGUGCCCUUCUUGGUUUUCUUAAUUGUUCCAUUCAUGGAGUUUCUUCUUCCAGUUGUUCUUAAACUUUUUCCUAACAUGCUUCCUUCAACCUUUGAGACAAAAUCUAAGAAGGAAGAUAGGUUGAAAAAAGAACUGAGAGUUAAACUUGAGAUGGCAAAAUUUCUUCAGGAUACAAUUGAAGAGAUUGCCCUGAGAAAUAAAGCAGCUAAAGGAGAUGUCACAAAGGACUUUUCUACAUUCUUUCAGAAGAUUCGAGAUUCUGGGGAAAGGCCCAGUAAUGAGGAGAUCAUGCGUUUUUCUAAGCUAUUUGAGGACGAGCUUACACUUGACAACUUAACACGACCUCAGCUGGUUGCACUUUGUAAAUUGUUAGAGUUGCAGUCAAUGGGAACUAAUAACUUCUUACGAUUUCAACUUAUUAUGAAAUUGCGUGCCAUUCGUGCAGAUGACCAGUUGAUUGCAGAAGAAGGCGUAAAUACACUGAAUGUAAAUGAACUGCAGGCAGCUUGUAGGACUCGGGGAAUGAGGGCACUUGGAGUAACUGAAGAAAGAUUACGAAACCAACUCAAACAAUGGUUGGAUCUUCACUUAAACCAGCAAAUUCCAACUUCACUGUUACUCUUGUCUAGAGCCAUGUUUCUUCCAGAUACCCUUUCACCAGCUGACCAGCUUACAACAACUUUACAAACAUUGCCAGACAGUGUGGCAAAGGAAGCUCAAGUGAAAGUAGCAGAAGUUGAAUGUGACAAGGUGGAUAAUAAAACCAAAUUAGAAGCAACAUUGCAAGAGGAAGCAGCCAUCAAAAAGGAGAACCAGGAGCGUGAGAUGGAACGGAUGGCAGAAGCUGCUGAGAAAGCUAAAGAGAGCUUACAAGUUGAAGCCAGGAAGGAAGUAGAACCAGCAGUGAAUCUGGAAGCAGCAACUGUCAAAGUGAAGGAGAGCCAAAUUGCUAUUGAUACAGAACACGAAUUGGCUGAUGUUGACCUGGCUAUGCAUUCUGAGACCUUGAAAGAUACAGCCCCAGUAUUAGAAGGAAUAAAGGGUGAAGAAAUUACAAAGGAGGAAAUAGAUAUGCUCAGUGAUGCUUGCAUAAAGUUGCAAGAACAGAAGAAACUACUAACUAAAGAGAAGGAAGAGCUGGAGGAAUUAAAGGACGAUAUACAAGAGUAUAGUGAGGGUUUGCAGGAGAUUAAGAAGGAAUUAUCUAAGACCGGCAAGGAAACGGUUGUGGAAGAGUCGAAGGCAAGCAAGCGAUUAACCAAGAGAGUAAAUCGAAUGAUCAAUCAAAUUGACAAACUGAUUGGUGAGCUGGAGACAGGAAAAGAGAUGCUGGAUGGUCAGUUGGACAGUGGCAAAGUGCAAUCUGAUGGUUUGUAUUUCACCUUUAGGGACAAUCUCAUCAGCAUCAAUGAGCUGAUCAGUGCGAUGAAGCAGAUCCAGAACAUCCCACACCAUAAAUUACAGAAGAUUGCUGAAUCUCUUGAUGAAAAUAAGGACGGAAGGAUUGAUAUCAAUGACGUCAUUAAAGUAGUGAAACUAAUUGAUAAAGAGGAUAUAGACAUCUCAACUAAUCAGGUUGCAGAAAUUUUGGAAUUAUUACGCAAAGAAGAGAAAGUUGUAGAAAACCAAAAAGUGAAGGAGAAAUCUGAGAAGGAACAGCUGGCAGAAAUCCAGAAUUAAACUGUUCUCACUAUGUCAGAACUCAUCUAAUUCAUUUGUUUGAUUUCUCUUUUGAAACUUAAAAGAAGUAUUUGCAUAGCUGGGAAAAUCAAGUGGAUAAUAUAUAUUGGAAAGAAAUUGUAGUUUUCUGUAUCUCACUGAAGAAAUUGAAUAAUGUUCAAUUUAGAAUUGAACCCUUCAUUCCAGAUGCUUGAAAACGUUAGAUUUUUUUUCUUUGAAGUGAAAAAUAACAGAAAUGUGAUGUGGUAAGCUGAGUAUCUUUAUAAAUGAACAAAAUAGCAACAAAUCUCAGUCUUGAUGGUAAUCGAUCUUGUUCCUUCAAGUGCUUGCCUUGCUGAAGCUUAUUUAAAUUUUAAAAAUUUGCUUGCAGUAGUGUCCAUUAAAUUGAAUAUAUAUGAAUUCAAUAACCUAGUGUUAUAAAAUUGAAUUGGAUAAAUGCCAUACCAAAAAAUUGAUAUUUCUCACAUGGGUGAAAUUCUUAUAAAAAUUUCCACUGAAAUUUUGCUAUCCUUGGGUGUACCUACUACUCCUGUCAUAUAGUGCAUCCUUUCAGCUACAGCUUACCUGUUUUUAAUAUAUGCCUGUUGAAUUGGUUAUUUCCAUGUACUGCUAUAUUGCUCAAACAACUUGCUUCACCUGUACUGCUAAAAGCAUAUGAUUUGUCAAUGAAAUUUUAAGAAUACACUCAGGUAUUGAUAAAUUUAUAUUUGAAGUGGUUUACUUUGUAAAGAUCAAACCCUUUUCAAAUUGUAUCUAUAUUUAAAUUGCAGAUACUGUGGUUAAUGCUUUGAGAUUUGCUUACCUGUACAAAAUUGGACUUCACUAAAGGAUGUUAAUGUGGCUAAUGAAUUUUGAAGGUCGUUCACAUUUUGAUUGUAGAAUUUCAUUUAAUUAUUUUUAGCUACCCAUGUUAACAGGAAUAUAUAUUCCCCUGGUAAAAUUUGUUUCUUCAUAAUUGCACACUUUUACAUCGCAGUUCUUUGUGAGUAAGAAAUGAAGAAACUGGUUAACCUUCAGAAAGACCACUCAGUUCUGGGUUCCAAUGCCUUUAGUACCACACAAAAUGUAUUUUGAUUCCUAAUUAUUUCCUAAACUAUUUGUAUGAUGCUUAUGACCGUUGCACAAAGGUUGUAUAGUUACAGAUCUAUUUGUGCAUUAUUUGCACUAUUUAACACUUGAGAAUAAUUUUGUUUGGAAUUAAGGCUGUUAAUAACUGAAUCAAUUGAGUCUCCAUAACAAUAUUGUCAAGUAGUUAAUCUUUAUUUCUGCAUUGAAGCUUGCACACUUUACACUGGAAAUUAUUUGAAUAACUUACUUGCUUAAGACUCCAUUAAUGUUUUUGAGUUACAGUACUGUUCCUAAUAAUUUUUUUCACAAUGUCAAAUCAAAUAGUUAUUCAAAUACUAACAAUCUAUAGCAGAUGCUGAAAAUCCAAACAACACAGACAAAAUACUGGAGGAACUCAGCAAGCCAGGCAGCAUCUGUGGAAAUGAGUAAGCAGUUGUCAUUUUGGGCCGAGACCCCUCGUCAGGCGUCGUGAUGAAGCUCAUUGUGCAUUGAAAAUGAGAUCUGUGUAACUGAAAUAUUAAAUGCAUUAUGACCAAUUCCAAAGGCGAUGACCUGCCCAAAUAAAUUGGUUUGGAAGCGGAGACACAAAUUUGAUAAAAUAAGUCAUUUGGUUGUAUAUUAUGCUAAAUGAAGCUAUAGUGUGGUCAGUAACCUCUUCACAGUUUCUGCAUCCUUCUUCAUUAGUUAUUUGUCUUUUGUUAUAACAACAGACAAGCAAAAACAGUUUUGGAAUAAUUUUUCCCACUCCAUACCUAUUCACUCACUACUCCGUGUUGCUCUUAUUUCAGCCAAGUCUAAAUUUUAGAAUAAUUUGGCAGAGCAAUUGAUUAUACUGCAUGGUGAUAUACUGAGGGCUAUACACUCCUUUCACUGCGUGACCUCGAUUCAAAAUAAUGGCCAAAGGUAAAGAGACUAUGCAGAUUCUCUGUUUUACAUUUCAGGACACAAACUAAAAUUGUAAAUAACUUGAUAAUCUAAUUGAAAUAUAAAAAAGAUCUAGCUGAUAUGAAGAAUGUAACAUUUAAUACUAGUUUACUAUUCAGUACUAACAAAUUAAAAAGAAAAGGUUUUGCUUUCUUUUAAACUGAAUUUUAUCCAGUCUGGAACUAAUUAAAAUAGUAUCUUAAGGAAAAAAAAACUUUUUGAUGACUGUCAAAACUAGAAAAAAAUCACUGAAAUCAUUUGGAGUCCAAAAAUCAAACUAAACAUUCAAUUAAGGGUGUUGCUAUGGAAUUGAGUUAUGUAAUUACAAUGUAAAUGUAUCCCUUCUGUAAAGGGAAAUAUGAGUGCACAGCAAUCUGCAAAGUUAAGCAUUUAUCAAAUUCAAAGGGAAAAUUGUUAAAUUAACAUGUUUAAUGCCUUGUAGAACUUGUACACAUUUUGAAAGUGAACUACAGUAUUUGUGAUGUUGGACGAUACUUUUUGUUGUAAUCUUGACACACUUGUUGCUUGUGUUAAUACAAAUGAUAGUUCUGCUUUAUUAGAUAUUUCUUGCUUUAAUGUUAAUAUAUACAGAAGGUAGUGCACUGAACUUUGAAAAAUGAUAGAUACAUUUUUAAUAAUGAAACAAUGGACUGAUCUUUGGAAAAAGUUAAAUUCAAAAAUAUCUAAAUAUUCAUGUUUAAUAAUUGAACAGCUGGUAUGAUUAAAGUACACCAAGAAUUAAAUCCCACG
This is a messenger RNA of Mobula hypostoma (lesser devil ray), 5281 nucleotides long. It is a transcript of the gene letm1, whose product is annotated as leucine zipper-EF-hand containing transmembrane protein 1. Gene Ontology annotation, molecular function: ribosome binding; calcium ion binding. Bases 236 to 2539 code for a protein of 767 amino acids. Gene Ontology annotation, biological process: intracellular monoatomic cation homeostasis. The record is from RefSeq and is a predicted model, not a curated record. Gene Ontology annotation, cellular component: mitochondrial inner membrane. The transcript is spliced from 14 exons. Lineage: Eukaryota; Metazoa; Chordata; Chondrichthyes; Myliobatiformes; Myliobatidae.